Molecule: messenger RNA, 1083 nt
Organism: Diaporthe citri
Lineage: Eukaryota; Fungi; Ascomycota; Sordariomycetes; Diaporthales; Diaporthaceae
Exons: 3
Coding region: 1-1083 (360 amino acids)
Biological process (GO): protein phosphorylation
Molecular function (GO): protein kinase activity; ATP binding
Source: RefSeq, a predicted model, not a curated record
AUGAUGAAUCCCGACUGGAGGUUCUGGGCACCGUCAGGUGAAGUCUACUCCGGUGGGCCAAGCAAAUGUUUUGAGAUACACAUCAGUAACGACGGAGAUCUCAUCUCUACCUCAUCAAACCCAGAUGAUGACAAGACGCAGGCUGUGAACUAUCCUCCUUUGGCCCGGAUUGACAAGCCUGACAGCGUCAAAACCAUCCGUCGCCGCGAUCUACGAGAACUGGACCGCCCCCCCCCCCCCCGGCACGUCGACAAAGUAGCUUAUACGGAAUCAGUCCCGCGAGGCAGCACCCACCGAAGCCUGAUUUUCAAAUAUGCGCCCGUUCAUGAGUACUUGUGCGCCCGGUGGGAUGAAGUCAACAUAUCGACGCGCCUUCCACCUCAUCCCAAUAUCGUCCCGUUCGAUCGCAUAGUCAUAGAAGAGCUGCAGGGCCGCCCUGUUGUGGUGGGUUUUACGAGCCACUUCAUCCAGGGGGACAUUUUCUUCGACAACAUCUCCCGGGUAUUCAAGCUGAGUCACCUCAAGCAACUCAUGGGGGUCGUUGACGACCUCAACCUGAAAUAUGGCCUCUCGCACCAAGACGUUGCGCCAAGAAACCUCCUCAUCGACGAAGCGACGGGGAACCUCAUCCUUUUCGAUUUCAACUACACGAUGCGCAUCGGCUGCGGUCCGCGGGGCGGCCACCUCCGGUACAGAGAAGUCCAAAACGACGUCAAGGGCGUCAUUUUCACCCUGCACGAGAUCAUCACCCGGGACGGCCACUUCCGCAAGGUGGACCACGCGGAGCAGAACCCGGACGGCGUCUUGAAAAUGGAGACAUGGCCCAAACACCCGGAUGUCAACCUGGACCACCCUGUGGCUGACUACCGGCCCGCACUGAGCGAGUGGUCCCGCGCGAGGGAGGCCGGGCCCAAGGCCACGAUGUAUACCGACACUCCGGAAUAUAUCGAGUGGCCGGAUAUAGGGGAACCGCCCGAAGACUGCGUGGUUCGGUUUGAGGAGUACCCGGCGGACCAUCCAUUGAACUCACCCAUGUGGGGAUAUCCGCGUAUCCAUGCAAGGACUUCGGGACUGGAUGUGUAG